UCAUAUCUGCGUGCACGACUCUCUCCUCCGCAGUGCACUGCUGGACAGCGCUGAGUGCGGAGUACAGGACAGUACAGGACAGUCAGCGCGCAUCAGCGAGGGCACGCGCUUUCGCACAGUCCUAAAGUCCCAAAAACAUCCACGCACGAGAGCAGCAGCCACAUGGAGCUAAAAUGAACUGUCGGAGGGCUGAUCUUCACUUCACGACUCACACUUACAGAUUUACAGUUUGAGAGGGAAGGGGCAUUUCAGACAUGGACACCUUGGUGUGGAUCUUGAUUUGUGGAGCGCUGGGGCUGGUGUUUGGGUCUAAGCUGGAGCGAGCCGUAGACGAGGAGUGUGAGUCGGGGAGUUACACUCACAGCGGGGAGUGCUGUUUGCAGUGUCCUCCAGGAGAGGGAGUGGUCAAGGAGUGUGGGGCCACCCAGACCGAGUGCAGUCAAUGCUUAGACAGCGAGACAUUCUCUGAAACGUUCAGUCACACAGAGAGAUGUCAGACGUGUAAAGAGUGCACAGGUCUCAUGCGUAUGCAGACCCCCUGCACCGACUCGAAUGACGCAGUGUGCGUAUGCAACUACGGCUACUUCAUGAACGACCUGAUAGCUCAGUGCGAGCCAUGCACCGUGUGUCCUCGCGGUGAGGGUGUGCUGUUACGCUGCGAGCACUCCCACGACACGGUCUGUGAGGAGUGUGUGGAAGACACCUACUCUGAUCGGGAGAGCUCACUGGACCCCUGCCUGCCUUGCACCAUCUGCGAGGAGGGGAUAGAGAUUCUCAUCAGGAAUUGCACACCCUUUGAAGAUGCAUGGUGUCAUGAUCCGUUGAAUCCUACCUAUCCCCCUUCCACUAGUGAUUCUAGUUCAUUUAUCACUGAUCCGAACCGUUUGUGGAGCCCCAGCCCCGGAGAUGAUGACACAACACCCAAACCCAGAUCUCCUCACUUCAUUAGUAAGAGGCUAAACGAGAACCUGAUUCCCAUCUACUGCUCCAUCCUGGCAGCGGUCGUGGUUGGCCUCCUGGCUUACAUCAUCUUCAAGAGGUGGAACAGCUGCAAGCAGAAUAAACAGGCAGCUAAUAAUCGCGCAGCCACAGCCAAUCAGACACCAUCUCCAGAGGGAGAGAAGCUGCACAGUGACAGCGGCAUCUCAGUGGACAGCCAGAGUCUGCAGGAGCAGCAAGCACAGACGCAGACACAGACGCAGACGCAGAUCGUGGUGAGAGUGGAUGGGGGUGGCUCAGCCUGACUCCCCCCAACCUCAGGCCUAAUCACUGAAGAAGAGGAAGUCGUGUCAUCAAUAUAACAAUAAAGAGGGGAUGAGAGAUUGGAGAAGGAAACAAGGAAGCAGAAAGAGAAGAAUGAAGGAGUGAAGCCAUGACAGCCAUCCAGCAAGGGACACCUAUACCAGAUCUUUGAUGCUUUUGAAGCCAGCACAGAAGAUACGUUGAUGAGCUGGUUCAGCAGCACCACAUCAGUGGGUCCACAUCAACGAUCAGACUCAGCGGCCUAAAGUAGCUACUUGUAAAAACACAAGCCUAUUACCCUUAAGAAAGUUCACCAUAAUGUAUACCGAAACCCACCACAAACUUUCAUGAAUGUUUAACAUAUACUGGGUUUCUCAGAUGUAUUAAUGUGACCUUGCGACACAAACUCUGGACGUCUUUGGCUUCACAAGAGAACGUAAAGAGAUGGCCAUCACAGGCUUCACGGAUAUCGCACAAUUUAGCAGCCGCACCAUGGUUCCUCCACCUGGAGCCUUCUGCCUGAUCUAAUAAGGAUUUUGUUUUUGCCUUAUCUUUGAAGCAUUAAUAGAUUUUGUCUAUAAUAUCAAGGCCCUUUAUUUAAUCAGAAUUGUAUCCAUUUUCAUUCAGCCAUUUCCAGGUGUGUGGGGGGGGGGGGGGUGUUAUAUGCAGUUAGAGCAUACCGGUCGCCGUCUUGUUUCAAAGCAGCUGAUCGCAGGUCAGUGUUUAUGGGCACGACUGUGACAUUUGUUGACCUUUACUAAUGUAAUGACUCAGAUCUAUACUUAGCUCGCCUUUUCUCUCUUUCACACUCUCUGUGACAGAAUUUUCUCUAUAAAACACACACAUAGCGUGUCAUAUUCCCUGCCUUCCUCUAGUCAUUGCAGUUCAGGUUUCAUUGCCUAGAUGUUCUCGCCUUUCCUCCUUGGAAAUCUGAGACACAAUGCAAACAGAAACCAGAACUAAAAGAGCUACAGAACUAUUUUCAAGUCAUCAUGCACUUUUAGAAAUAACAAAUCUUUAUGUUCUACCAUUAUUUUAGCCACAACAUUUUUCAGGUUUGAUAUGUCUGGAAAAUUUAGUUCUGAUUACAGAUUCAGCAGUCCAGGUUCUUAAACGUUUCCAUUAAUGAUCCUUUAAGUACUUUUGAGGAAACCUCAUCCACCCCCUCAAUAAUUUGUCUUAACUAUUUACUAAACAAUAAUACUAAACUAAAACCCUAUUUUGCUAAUAUAUUUUAAAGUUGUUUUAAGUUGAAUACUCCAAAUGUGUAUGUUUAACUACAUAUUGUCAUAUGAAUAAACAGUCAGUAACAACACUGACUUAAGUCUCACAAGCCUUAAAUAAAUAAGCCAAUAUCA
Molecule: messenger RNA, 2600 nt
Organism: Ctenopharyngodon idella (grass carp)
Lineage: Eukaryota; Metazoa; Chordata; Actinopteri; Cypriniformes; Xenocyprididae
Gene: ngfra
Product: nerve growth factor receptor a (TNFR superfamily, member 16)
Exons: 6
Coding region: 255-1244 (329 amino acids)
Biological process (GO): Rho protein signal transduction
Cellular component (GO): cell surface; plasma membrane
Molecular function (GO): coreceptor activity; nerve growth factor binding; death receptor activity
Source: RefSeq, a predicted model, not a curated record